GUUACCGCGUCCGCCAUUUUAACUCAAAUAAACAUGUCAGAAGAGCUUAUUUUGCUCUCCUAACCCAGGACUCGGGAUCUGGAAUUAACUGUGUGUGUGUGUGUGUGUGUGUGUGUGUGUGGAGGACAGGUGAGGAGACAGCAGGGUGGGGGAAUCUCAUCUCAGUGCAUUGUGUUGCAGCAGGACGCAAACAGCGCGCGCCGCCGAUAUUCCUCUUCCUCUUCUUCUUCUUCUUAUUAAUAUUAUUAUUAUAGGUUUGUUUAUUAAACGUGAGACGAUCCGAGCUGCUGAGUCGGACAGCUUUACACGGACUGCUGAGGCAUUAAAGUUCCGGUGCGAGGCCGCAGCCAUGUUCUGGAAGUUUGACCUCCACACGGCGUCUCAGGUGGAGAAGCUGCUGGAGAAGGACGACGUGACGCUGACGGAGCUGCUGGAUGAAGAUGACGUGCUGCAGGAGUGUAAGGCUCAGAACCAGCGCCUCCUCCUCUUCCUCACUCAGGACAGCAGCUUACAGGAGCUUCUCAGCCUCAUCACACACGAGCCCCCUAGUGACCGCGAGGAGAAACUGCGCUACAAGUAUGCCAACAUGGCGUGUGAGCUGCUCACGUGUGACGUAUCGGUCAUUAAUGAUAAAGUGGGCGGAGACGAUUCUCUCCUGAACAUGCUUUACAGCUUCCUGGAGCAGGAUCCGCCACUAAACCCGCUCCUCGCCUCCUUCUUCAGCAAAACAUUCGGCAGCCUGAUCAGCCGGAAAACCGAGCAGACAAUCAGCUUCCUGAGGAAGAAGGAGGGAUUUCUAGGGUUGGUGUUGAAGCACAUGUACGUGUCGGCCAUGAUGGACCUCCUGCUGCGCCUCAUCAGCUGUGUGGAACCGGUUCAGCUCCGACACGACAUCCUCACCUGGCUGGAUGAAGAGAAGCUUAUUCAGAGAAUAACCGAGUUAAUUCAGCCUCAUACUGAUAGUGAGAGGCAGUCGAAUGCCUCUCAGGCUCUGUGUGACAUCAUCCGCAUGGGUCGUGAUCAGCCCGGACUGCAGGAGCUGUCAGGUUCUGACCCCCUGCUCGCUACACUGGAGCUACAGCAGAGUGUGGAAUCUCUGUUAAAGAACAUGUUUGAGGGAGAGAAGAGUGAAGUCUGCAUAGUUAACGGGACUCAAGUUUUACUCGCUUUAUUGGAGACUCGCAAAACAGGGGUGGAGCUGAUAGAUCCGGGAUCUCAGACUCUGAAUCAGUCGUAUUCUGUAAACAACAGCAUCUUAUUGGGCAUUGAGGCGCAUCUGAAGCACUACCGCCAUCUGCUGCUCGAGCCACCUAAGAAGUGCAGCAUGUUGACGACUCUCGGGGUUCUGGAGGAGCCGUUCGGGAACGCUCGACUUCACGCCUGCAGGCUGAUGGCCGCUCUGCUCAACACCCGUGCUCCCAGAAUGCACCAGGAGCUCUGCCGACUCGACAUGAUCAACCUGCUCCUGGACCUGUUUUUUAAAUUCACCUGGAACAAUUUCCUCCAUGUUCAAGUGGAGCAGUGUGUGUCGGCCAUCCUCAAUCAGACGGCACCUGACGGGACGGUGGAGGACAGCCCGGAGCCGAAACGACCCGAGAACACACUCGCGGACACGGCUCACGCGCAGCACGGAGACGCAGCCAUGUUCUCACACCAAGAUCUCCUCACGCAUCUGUUUCAGACCUGCAGAUUGGUACAGCGGAUUCUCGACGCUUGGGAGGAGAACGAAAGAACACAGUCUGAGGGUGGCAUGAGGAGGGGCUACAUGGGGCAUCUGACCCGGAUAGCGAAUGCGGUGGUACACGGUGUGGAGACAGGAGCUGCUCAGGGUCACGUCACGCAGCUUAUAGACGAUCUACCUGAGGAUUAUAGAGAACGUUGGCAGAAAUUUGUGGACGAAACGUUAGCAGAGACGAACAAGAAAAACGCAGUGGAUCUGGUCUUUUCUGACUACCAGAUCCAGCAAAUGACGGCGAACUUUGUUGACCAGUUUGGGUUUAAUGAUGAUGAGUUUGGGGAACACGACGACGGCAUCAAUGCGGCGUUUAAUCGCAUCGGAGGAAUCAAAUGCAAUCUGGUGGAUGAAGGCCCGAGCGCAGGAGCGUUUCAGGCCUGCACUAAGGGGAAAAUCCGUGCGUUUGAUGAUGCGGAUGAGGAGGAGGACAUCUGGGAGGACAAAGAAAUAAACUACGCAACACAAGUGAAAUCUAGAACCAGGUUCGGCGUGACAUCGACCCUGAAGAGUGACGUCGAGGGCGGGCCUCUGAGGCGUCUGGGGUCACCUGAUCUGGAGUGUUUUCCAGACUGCAAACAGCUCCUGGACAACAGCAGGAGCGAAGACGCGGAUAAGGACAGCAGCCUUCCACAGAGUCCAGGUUGGGUGGCGAGUUUUGAGGACGAUUUUAACUUUAAGGCGGACUUUGCAGGCGUGGCCAUCGACAACGGGUCGGGAGUGUGGGGCAGCACCACGGCUCCACUAAACGACAGCGAGGAUAAAGGCUGGGCCACGUUCACUGACUUCCAACCUUUCUGCUGCUCGGACUCCGGGGCGCGCUGCAGCUCUCCUGUGGACUCGGACAACUCGGAAAAACAGAACCAAGAUAAAGAUGUGAGGGGCUCGGCGGCGUGUGUGUGGAGUGUGUGUGGAGCGAGGAAAGCUCCUCUGGUGGCGUCGGACAGCAGCUCCAGCGGCUCGGACAGCGAGGACGAGGAGGAGAAGAGCGAAGCUGCCGGCAACAAGGGGAACGUUACAGUCACUACAGACGGCAAAAACGAGAAAACACUCCUUAACCGCGACGCGGACGCUAAAUCGCUGGGUUUCGUGGCCGAACCUCCUCCAGCGGCGGAGCAGAAAACGGACUGAAGGGAAAACUCGAGCGUUAAUGGUCCGAUGAAAACGCUCUCGGAGUGUCCUCCCGGUGUUUGUGACGUCAUCACUGCCCCGCCCACAACAAACAAACAAACAAACAUCCGUUUCCAUCGAGCGUGUAAAAGUUAUAAUUCAGGAUGGAAACACCGGAGUGUCUUUUUCUUUUCUUUCUCAGCUGUGAUUAGUAGAGACCCGGGCUGCGGCACUGAGGUGUAAUAAUGCGGAUUACUGCAGUUAUAAAUGUAUAUAAACAUAAGAACAGCUGAAAUCUACAGUUAGUGUGGCUUUAUCUCACGGCUACACGGCUCUUUAGAACACGUUCACGCGCACUGCGUUGACUCCAGGAAGCGUAAAGCAGCACUGGAGACUCUAUGACCGGUUUAUGACGCGUCACCACGGAGACGUUAGAGUUUAUGGUUACAGUCCGGACAAAACUGUUGUAACUCUGAUUUUUAUACUUAUUUUGCAAGUUCUGAGCACAUUUAUGAAGCUUUACGUCAUUUUUCUAUAAACCAAGCCACGCCAUUCCUGUUCGUCCAGCCGAGGUACGAAACCGCGCAGAAGAAAUUCUCUGCAGAGACGAUUACAGAGGAGGCGGAGGGCCUUAACGGGUAAAAAGUUCAAAUGUAAAACAGGGAUUUAAAAAAAAAAAAAAAAGCCUACAUAAUAAAUCAUAAUUACUUAAUUAUUUAGGAAUAAAAAGUGUACAUUUGGGAACAAAUCAUAUUGAAACCUGUUUUGAUUUUUCCACUUAUUCGUUUAACUUAUUUUACUUUCCGUUUUACUUUUUGUAUUUAUUUUUUCGUUUAAGGUUAUAUUUUAAUGUGUGCGCUAACCACAGAAAAAAAUUGGUCCUGAUUAUGAUUUAAUGCUUUAAUGAAUGCAUUAAUUCUUUCCUUUCUAACCAGUUAUUAUUUAUGUUUGGGGGGGGGGGUUCCCCCUGGUUCAAUUUCUUUUCUUUUUAGUUUCGUGGCCCUCUUCGUCCUCCAUAGAAGAUACUUUCAAAGUCAUUAAAUAGAAAGUUUCUGAAACAAAUUGCUAUAGAAUGUAAACACUAUUCCAAAAAAGCCUGAAAGAUGAUAUUUUCCAUCUGAAAAUACGAGAUUUCUCUGUAAGACACCAGUGCAGAAGAAAUAAAUGUAAACGUUUAGAAAUAAUGUAGGGUGCCAAGACUUUUUGCACUGUGAAAAUGUUUUUUUUUUUUUGUUUUUUUUUUUUUUUUUUGGGGGGGGGGGGGGGGGGGUAAAUCAAAAUGCUGUGGUGAAGGUUUAUAAAGUAUACAUUAGUGCUUCAUAACACGGUUAUAAAGGACAAAUUGACCAAUUAACUGUAGAAGGUAAAAAUAAAUCUGCCGCAUAAAUUAAUUAAAUAAUUACACAGUAAGUGCGUAAGUAAAUAAAUAGAUAACUAACUAAAUAAAUACGUUUUCAUGGAUGUUUAAUAAAUAAAUAGAUUAAUAAGUCAAUAAAACUAUUUUAAAAUAAAUGUCUAAAAAAGAAAAGAGUUUAACGCUUAAAAUAUGUACAACCUUUAAGGGUUCUACUGUAGUCCCUCUGAGAGAACCCUUAACGGUUCUACUGUAGUCCCUCUGAGAGAACCCUUAACGGUUCUACUGUAGUCCCUCCGAGAGAACCCUUAACGGUUCUACUGUAGUCCCUCCGAGAGAACCCUUAACGGUUCUACUGUAGUCCCUCCGAGAGAACCCUUAACUGUUCUACUGUAGUCCCUCUGAGAGAACCCUUGACGGUUCUACUGUAGUCCCUCUGAGAGAACCCUUAAUGGUUCUACUGUAGUCCCUCUGAGAGAACCCUUAACUGUUCUACUGUAGUCCCUCUAAGAGAACCCUUGACGGUUCUACUGUAGGCCCUCUGAGAGAACCCUUAACUGUUCUACUGUAGUCCCUCUGAGAGAACCCUUAACGGUUCUACUGUAGUCCCUCUGAGAGAACCCUUGACGGUUCUACUGUAGGCCCUCUGAGAGAACCCUUAACGGUUCUACUGUAGUCCCUCUGAGAGAACCCUUAACGGUUCUACUGUAGUCCCUCCGAGAGAACCCUUGACAGUUCUACUGUAGUCCCUCUGAGAGAACCCUUGACGGUUCUACUGUAGGCCCUCUGAGAGAACCCUUAACUGUUCUACUGUAGUCCCUCUGAGAGAACCCUUGACGGUUCUACUGUAGUCCCUCCGAGAGAACCCUUGACAGUUCUACUGUAGGCCCUCUGAGAGAACCCUUAACUGUUCUACUGUAGUCCCUCUGAGAGAACCCUUGACGGUUCUACUGUAGUCCCUCUGAGAGAACCCUUAACGGUUCUAUGUCGAACCCUACAGCGAAGAGUUUCAUUUGAAGAGCAUCAAACUUCCAUCUCCAUAAAUGAGAGAAAUGUAUAUAAAUUUAAAUCAUAAAUGAAAGGAAUACACUUUCAGGGAAGUUGGAUGACGCUCUUUAUUAUGGAUGCUUUAUAGAACAGUUAUAAGACUUUAUAAGCGUGCGUUAUUAAAGACAAACUAAUAACUUGCAAGAUAAGAAUAAAAAAAAAAAAUGUAAAUAAAAAUCACUCGUGAUUAAACAUGACGGUUCUCCUCGUCUCUGCGUUCAGGAGACGUGACCAGAAAAUAACACGUAUGCAGUGCUUAUGAAUGUGUUAUGAAGACCCAAUGUAGCUAGCCUUUAAAUAAAUGUGCAAUAAGGUCUUAUUGUGUAGCUGUGUUAAUUAUUCCUCUCUGUGUGUGUGUGUGUGUGUGUGUGUGUGUGUGUUGUAUACAUUUAUAAAUUGUUUCUUUCUCUUUUGAUUGAUUUUAUAUCCAAAUCUGUCAGUCUUUGUCAGACCGCUGCGUAAUAAGACUGACGUAAACACGGCACAAGCGCAUCGUAGAGCACGUCUGAGUUCACGUACAGUGACGGAACUGUGAUGUUACUGUUCCUGCUCACUGUUUGGCAUGUACAAUUCUUUUUCUAAUUCAUGCUUUAUGAACACUGUCACGACAAGCUAUGAACACAGACCAUGCUCGUCUCUGAUUGGUUGGAACGUGUCAUGUGACGAUGGUGUGAGGGGGAAAAAAUAACUAUUAUAUGACUGGAUGUAAAAUGUUAUGACAUGGUUAUGAGUGCAUUGUGGGUGAUGCUGUGCAUUGUUGUUUUCUCAGGUAUGGUGUGUGUGUGUGUGUGUGUGUGUGCGUGCGUCUGCUUAACCCUUAAACACCCGACUCAAGUCCAGUGCUUAAUUCACAUCGCUUCGAUUACUUCAAGGAAUUUUAAUUUAAUUUUAUUUUAAGACGGUACAGGACGGGGCGAUGCGGCAAAAACGAUCGUACGAUACUUCAUCGUGAUUUCACAUUUUUCACCUCUCACUUGGGGUUUUUUUUUUUUUUUUAAAUCAGCUGUUAGAAUGAAAAAAUUAUUAACUGUAAAUAUAUUUUUAAAAAAGAAAAAAAAAACACCACCAUGUAAAUAAUCACAAAAUUCAGCGCUUCAGUGUGAGUGGGUUUAGAGGCAAUAAUUUGAGGCAGAAUUUCAACGGCUUUGCUUUCACUAGUGAUACACACACACACACACACACACACACACACACACACACAUGCGCGCACACACACACACACGCACUGUGUUUUAAUUUAUUUGUGAAUUUGCACAUCUUUCAGCUUGUUGGUUUCAGUUAUUGCACUUUUAAAACUUGAUGCUUGACACCAGAAGUUAGAAGAUGUAGACAUUGAUGACCACGGUGAUGAUGAUGAUGGUGAUGAUGGUGAUGAUGACGACGUUGAUGAUGGUGAUGAUGAUGAUGGUGAUGAUGGUGAUGAUGACGACGUUGAUGAUGGUGAUGAUGAUGAUGGUGAUGAUGGUGAUGAUGACGACGGUGAUGAUGGUGAUGAUGAUGAUGAUGAUGAUGAUGGUGGUGAUGAUGAUGAUGAAGAUGAUGAUGACGAUGAUGGUGGUGAUGAUGAUGAUGAUGAUGAUGGUGAUGGUGAUGGUGAUGAUGAUGAAGAUGAUGAUGACGAUGAUGGUGAUGAUGAUGAUGAUGGUGAUGAUGAUGAAUAUACGAGAUGUGACUGAACGUGAGUAUAUUGUACAGAAUGAACAGAUGACGUGUUCCUAACAGAUCCGGAUAGGAAAAGGACAAGUGCUCUUUAGUUUUUUGGUGGGUUGUAUUUUUUUUUAUUUUUUUUUUUUUAUUUAAUUUCUUAAAAUUUCUUUAUUUGAAUCAUUUACCAAAAAUGUUCACAGGUUGAGACAAAAAAGGUGGUGCGGUCCGAUAUAAACCUCGCACGACAAACAAAGACCACGUUCAUUAACACGAACGUUCGCGUAAACGUGAGUCGCACGACGAUGCCUCUCCAGCUUUCCGUCACCUGGUCCGGGUCGUGGUGGUUUAAAUUAACCUGCGAGAUUUUUCAUUCUGGGAAACAGAACUGUAUGAAUUUGUGAGAAAGCUACAAAACCCCUGAACAAACUUUUACACACAAAAAUCAUCAUUAAAACAGUAAAUGAUCUGGUGCACACACACACACACACACACACACACACACACACACACACACACACACACAUACACACAAUAAAAUUAAUUUUGAAAGAAAAGCACUUCGUCACAUUUCUCCUGCUGCGGCUUUUUACAGCGUUUACAGUGACAGGAUUUAGAGUAUUUACAGUGGUAGCAUUUAUAUUUCAUUUAAAUAAAAAAUCAUCUGCUGUAAGCCACACCCACCAUGGGUUUAAAUCCAAAUAAAGAUACAGACACACGCAGUGGCACUGUGUUACACUCCUGUUACUGAUGAUGAUGAGGAAUGCCGUUUUCCUCUCCUUGAGAAUGAAAGCUUUUUUAUUUGUAUUUUUUUAUAAAUAGAAAAGAUCAGAUUUAAUAUUUAUACCAUUCCCAUCUUACUGGAAAACAGGUUUCUUUCCUUUAACACGUAUUCGAGUUCAGUUCCUCACUCCUUUACUUCGACACCGCCUUCUGCUCAUCCAUUUCGUUAUUUUAUGUAUUUUAUCCCGUCUUCCAAAUUCUGUGCACUUUUUGUUCUUGUUGUUUAUGCAGCUUUUUGUUUGCGGCGCGUAUACGGUAGCAUACGACUUCCUGUUUGUAAAAACUAUGUACAAAGAAAAGUAGUAAGUAUUAUAAUAUAUUGUUAGUGAUUGUAGCUGCAGUCAUGUACUUUUACUCCGUUCUCGUUAUGAUUUAAAAAUGUUAUACUUUUUUUUUUUUUAAACCCAUAUAAUUAUUAAACUUAAACACAUUAUUCUUAACAAGGUGUUUCAGUUUCUGCUCCAACCUUGACGUGGGAGAACUGUGUGACGGGAACCCGUCCUGUUCCGGAGUGUACUCGAGUCCAACUUGAUUAUUUUUCCCGGGUUGUCUUUUUUUAAAGUCAUGUUUAUUACAGCUUCAUCGCGUUGCGUGUAUGAGUCUGGGUUAUAGUGUACCUGGGGGAAAAAAGAUAAAUAAAGUUGGACUUGUAUCUGUGUAAACAUGUAAAUGAAAUGCUGAAAUAUACAGCUGCAGUCAAAAGUAUUCACCCCCCAGUGCAAAUCAGGUUUAUUGUCAGAAUGGACAGACUUUCAGCUGUUUGUGAUGAACAAAUCAAACAAAAGCGAUUGAAACAGUUCGACACAACGAAGCGGUUUCCCCAAAUUCAACUGAAAAUGCAACUUAUAAGGAUUUCUCCAGUCUCAAAAUUAUUCACCCCCUUCAGGGCGAGCAUCUUUAGUACUUAGUAGAGCUUCUCUUGCUGUUAUGACCUGCUGUAAACGAGAUGCAGAGCUUCUGCAGCGUUCCUGAGGAAUCUUCUCCCGUUCCUCAUGAGCACUGGCCUCCAGGUCAGUAAUAUUCUUGGGUUUGCGUGCUGCGACCGCCUUCUUCAAAUCCCACCAGAGAAGUCAGGUGACUGUGAUGGCCCUGUAGAAUCUUCCAGGACUUCUUCUGCACCCGAGCCUUGGUGGAAUUUGAGGUACGCUCGGGAUCGUCGUCCUGUUUGAAGGUCCGAUGACGGCCAAGCUUCAGCUUCCUCACAGACGGCAUGAGGUUUUCUCCUGGGAUUUCCUGAUACCUCACUGAAUCCAUCUCACCUCCCACACGCUGCAGGUCUCCAGUGCCAGAGGAUGCAGAGCAGCCGCAGAGCAUCACCGAGCCCCCACCAUGCUCGACUGUGGACAGAGUGUUCUUUCUCCAUUCUUCUUCCUCCAGACGUACCGCUGAUCCAUCGCGCUGAAAAGUUCCAGUUUAGUCUCAUCACUCCACAGAACUGAAUCCCAAAACUCCUGUGGAUUGUUUAUAUGAUUCUGAGCGACUGUUCUUGUGCUUUUGGGUCAGUAGUGCUGAACGUCUUGGAGUCCUGGCAUUGAAACCUUCUGCGUUUACUACACACCUUACUGUGCUCACUGACACCUCAGUGUCUGUUACACCGAGUCUCGCUGCAGGUCUUUUACAGUCACUCGAGGGUUUUUCACAACCUGCCUUCUCACAAAGCUGCUUGCAGCCGUCGAUAGUUUCCUUUUUCUGCCCCGUCCAGGUAUCUCAUACAGGUAUUUCUGCCCCGAGCCAGUUCAGGUAUUUCAUGUGUUCCAGCUCAAGCACACCUGCUGCUUGAGACAACAGCCGUUUUACAUAUUUGUGCUGUUGUGGGGGAUUCAGUUCAGUGGGUUGAAUAAUUUUGAAACUGGUGAAGUCAUUGUAUAUUAUUUAUAGUUUUUUAUUUAAUUAUAUAUUGAGUCGUGUUUUCAGUUGGAUUUGGGGAAACCGCUUGAAGCAUCCGUUGUGUCGAACUGUUUCAAUCGCUUUUGUUUGCUUUGUUCAUCGCAAACAGCUGAAAGUCUGUACAUUCUGACAAUAAACCUGAUUUGCACUGGGGGGUGAAUACUUUUAAUUGCAACUGUAUAUAAAAAUAAUACUAUCAAGGGGAAGAAUAUAAUCUGGUUCAGUAUUGUAAAGUAUCUUCUGCCUUCAGCUCUGUGUGUUUGUAUUGUAAAAUGAGUCUGAUUUAUUUUUAUUAUUAUUUUUAUUAUUAUUACUAAUGCAAUACUGUGCUUCUUUAUUUGGGCUUCAUCAAAUCAAUAAAAUCCUUUCAGAUGUGUUCAA
Ictalurus punctatus (channel catfish) is the source of this 9938-nucleotide messenger RNA. RefSeq names its product protein phosphatase 6, regulatory subunit 2b (gene ppp6r2b). The transcript has 22 exons. Gene Ontology annotation, cellular component: nucleus; cytosol. Lineage: Eukaryota; Metazoa; Chordata; Actinopteri; Siluriformes; Ictaluridae. The record is from RefSeq and is a predicted model, not a curated record. Gene Ontology annotation, molecular function: protein phosphatase regulator activity; protein phosphatase binding. Bases 350 to 2863 code for a protein of 837 amino acids.